AUGGCGCACGCAGAAACCUUCGAGUUCCCGCCCAUUCGGGCUUGUAUCUUUGAUAUGGACGGUCUCUUGAUCGAUUCCGAAGACAUCUAUACCAAAGUUACCGACGAGAUUCUCGCCCGCUAUAACAAAGGUCGCUUGCCUUGGUCCAUAAAAGCUCAACUACAAGGUCGUCCGACACAACAGGCUUACGACCUUUUCCAAUCUUGGGCCAACCUCCCCUUGUCUCAAGAAGACUAUCUCCGAGAGGUCCGCCUUCUUCAAGAAGCCUAUUUUCCGACCACCCAAGUUCUUCCUGGCGUCAUAUCCCUCCUCAACACCCUCAGAACUUCCCCUUCGAAGCCAUAUAUCGCCCUCGCCACCUCGUCCAAUAGCUUCUCCUACAACCUCAAGACGAAACAUCUACAAGAGACGUUGUUUUCCUAUUUCGCGGAAGAAAUGAUUAUUAAAGGCGAUGACCCGAGGAUCAAAAGCGGACGUGGGAAGCCGGCACCGGAUAUCUACCUGUUGGCUCUUGAUAGGAUAAACGCUAGGAGGGAGAAAGAUAUGUUGGAAAAGGGAGCUAGUAAGGAUCAAAUCCUGGCAACAAAGAUCUUACCAAUGGAGUGUUUAGUGUUUGAGGACUCAGUUCCUGGUGUUGAGGCUGGCCGAAGAGCGGGUAUGAGAUGUGUGUGGAUUCCGCAUGACGGACUGAGGGAACAGUAUAAUGGGCAAGAAGGUGAGGUUUUGGCAGGACUAACCGGGGAAGGCAAGUAUCUAGAUGAGGAACACGAGAGCAGCGGAAGAACUGACGUUAAGGAAGGCGUGGUUUUGAGAAAAGUAGAUGAUGGCUGGGGCGAGACAAGAGGUAGUUUGGAAGGAUUUGAUUUUGAUAGGUAUGGGAUUCGGGCGCUGUGA
Orbilia oligospora ATCC 24927 is the source of this 894-nucleotide messenger RNA. RefSeq lists its product as uncharacterized. Lineage: Eukaryota; Fungi; Ascomycota; Orbiliomycetes; Orbiliales; Orbiliaceae. The transcript is spliced from 3 exons. The record is from RefSeq and is a predicted model, not a curated record. Bases 1 to 894 code for a protein of 297 amino acids. Gene Ontology annotation, molecular function: phosphatase activity.